AUGAAGUUCAUCACUCUUCUAUCCGUUGUGGCCACCGUCGUCGCUACCGCCAGCGCCAGAAACUCCGUUAAUCUGAAACCCGAGUAUGACCCCGACUCACUUGAUAGCGGAAAUUUCGCCCAUCUUCGCAAACCCAUGUAUGAUCCUGAGUCACUCGACAGUAACAACAUCUAUGUCUGCCCUCGGAAAUACCGUGUGAAGAAGAAGGACGGCGUUGUGGACGAGAAAAAGUGUUUAGUGCGCCUUGCGGGGUGCGUGAACGACCCCAAGAUCACGGUGUCAUCGCUUAUCGACAUAUUCGCAGGGGCUAAUAAUUUUGAGGCCACCUCCACAUUGAUUCACAGUGGUAGUCUCAACGACUUUAUGCUGGAGAUCGUGCUACUGCCUGAGGGCAUAACCAUUAAUGGACGUCCGGCCACGACAGAUAAAGAAGUCCAAGAGUACCUGGAUAAUGCUUUGGCCUAA
Phytophthora nicotianae INRA-310 is the source of this 465-nucleotide messenger RNA. RefSeq lists its product as hypothetical. Bases 1 to 465 code for a protein of 154 amino acids. Lineage: Eukaryota; Oomycota; Peronosporomycetes; Peronosporales; Peronosporaceae. The record is from RefSeq and is a predicted model, not a curated record. The transcript has a single exon.